UUUACACAACGCUCUAUUUAGCACUGCAUUUCCAAAGGAAACACUUUCAACAAACCUAGAAAACCAGAAAACAAUGGUGUUUCUCUCUGUACCAAACGGGAAGAUAAUCUCUUUCAAUCUAAACCCAAAUGCUGCCUCCCUGUCUACCCUGAGACAAUUCAUUCACCGCCAUACCCAAAUCCCACUUUCUCUCCUUCACCGGCAUCUCAUCUUCCCCAAACCUUCUGCUUCCCUCGUUUCCCACGAUCCCGACUCAGUUCUCCUCUCCCAACUCGGAAUCACUCACUACACGACAUUAACCCUCCACGUGCCUCUUCUUGGGGGUACCCAGCUACCCGUUCCGCCAAAACCCCGUCUUGACUUCCUCAACUCCAAGCCUCCUCAGAAUUAUGUUGCCGGUUUGGGUCGUGGUGCUACGGGUUUCACCACCCGGUCUGACAUUGGUCCGGCUCGUGCUGCUCCUGACCUUCCUGAUCGGUCUGCUACCACAAUUGGAGGCGCUGCGAGCUCUGCUGGACUUGGCCGUGGGCGAGGGAAGCCUGGAGAAGAAGAUGAGGAAGAUGAAGGAGACGACAAAGGGUAUGAUGAGAAUCAGAAGUUUGAUGAGUUUGAAGGGAAUGAUGUGGGCUUGUUUGCUUCUUCCGAGUAUGAUGAAGAUGAUAAAGAGGCGGAUGCGGUAUGGGACGCGAUUGAGAAGAGGAUGGAUUCUCGCAGAAAGGAUCGUAGAGAGGCAAAGUUGAAGGAAGAUAUUGAGAAAUACAGAGCUUCCAACCCGAAAAUCACUGAGCAAUUUGCUGAUUUGAAAAGAAAGUUGUACGCUUUGUCUGCACAAGAAUGGGAAAGUAUUCCUGAAAUUGGAGAUUAUUCACUGAGGAACAAGAAAAGGAGGUUUGAGAGCUUUGUACCAGUGCCAGAUACAUUGUUAGAGAACGCAAGGCAGGAGCGCGAGCAUGUUACGGCAUUAGACCCGAAGAGCACAGCUGGUGGAACAGAAACCCCCUGGUCACAGACACCUGUCACGGACUUGACUGCGGUUGGUGAAGGGAGAGGUACAGUUUUGUCAUUGAAGUUGGAUAGGUUGUCAGAUUCAGUCUCUGGUUUGACUGUUGUGGAUCCAAAAUGGUACUUGCCUGACUUGAGGAGUAUGAAGAUCACCAGUGAUGCAGAGAUUUCGGAUAUUAAGAAGGCGAGGUUGUUGUUGAAGAGUGUAACACAGACAAAUCCCAAGCACCCACCUGGUUGGAUUGCGGCUGCAAGGCUUGAGGAGGUGGCAGGGAAGAUUCAGGCAGCUAGGCAGUUGAUACAGAAAGGAUGUGAGGAGUGUCCUAAGAAUGAGGAUGUUUGGUUGGAGGCGUGUAGGCUGGCGAGCCCAGAUGAUGCAAAGGCUGUUAUUGCUAGGGGAGUGAAGAUGAUACCUAAUUCUGUGAAGUUGUGGUUGCAGGCUGCAAAGUUGGAACAUGACGAUGUGAAUAAGAGCAGGGUGUUGAGGAAGGGAUUGGAGCAUAUUCCAGAUUCUGUGAGGCUCUGGAAGGCUGUUGUUGAGUUGUCAAAUGAAGAGGAUGCUAGGAUUUUGCUCCACAGGGCUGUUGAGUGUUGUCCACUGCAUGUGGAGCUGUGGUUGGCACUAGCAAGGCUAGAGACCUAUGAUAAUGCAAAGAAAGUGCUUAAUAGGGCGAGAGAAAAGCUGCUUAAGGAGCCUGCUAUAUGGAUAAUGGCUGCAAAACUGGAAGAGGCAAAUGGGAAUACUGCUAUGGUGGGGAAGAUUAUUGAGAGGGGUAUAAGAGCUUUGCAGAGAGAAGGGUUGGGUAUUGAUAGGGAAGCUUGGAUGAAGGAGGCUGAGGCCGCUGAAAGGGCAGGAUCUGUUGCAACUUGUCAGGCAAUUAUUCGAAACACGAUUGGGAUUGGAGUGGAAGAAGAGGAUAGAAAGAGGACUUGGGUUGCUGAUGCAGAAGAGUGCAAGAAGAGGGGUUCCAUUGAGACUGCUAGAGCUAUUUAUGCUCAUGCCCUCACUGUCUUCUUGACUAAGAAGAGCAUUUGGCUUAAAGCAGCUCAACUUGAAAAAAGUCAUGGAACUAGGGAGUCUCUUGAUGCUUUACUGCGUAAGGCAGUCACCUACAGACCACAGGCUGAGGUCCUGUGGCUUAUGGGCGCUAAAGAGAAGUGGCUUGCUGGGGAUGUGCCAGCUGCUCGAGCAAUUCUUCAGGAGGCAUAUGCUGCAAUACCCAACUCAGAGGAAAUUUGGCUUGCAGCAUUCAAGCUUGAGUUUGAGAAUAAUGAGUCAGAGAGAGCCAGAAAGCUUCUUGCCAAGGCAAGGGAAAAAGGAGGCACAGAGAGGGUAUGGAUGAAAUCAGCAAUUGUUGAGAGAGAGUUGGGAAAUGUUGAGGAGGAGAGGAGGUUGCUUGAUGAAGGGUUGGAGAAGUUCCCUUCAUUCUUCAAGUUGUGGUUGAUGCUUGGGCAACUUGAGGAGCGUCUUGGCCUCUUGGAACAAGCUAAGGGUGCAUAUGAAUUGGGGUUGAAGCACUGCCCAAGUUGCAUACCCCUUUGGUUAUCCCUUGCUAGUCUUGAAGAGAAAAUGAAUGGCCUUAAUAAAGCUCGAGCAGUGCUCACUAUGGCUAGAAAGAAGAAUCCUCAAACCCCUGAGCUCUGGCUAGCUGCAAUUCGAGCUGAAUCAAGGCAUGGCUACAAGAAGGAGGCAGACAUCUUGAUGGCAAAGGCACUACAGGAGUGUCCAAACAGUGGUAUAUUGUGGGCAUUGUCCAUUGAGAUGGUGCCCCGGCCCAGCCGAAAAUCCAGGAGCAUGGAUGCUGUCAAGAAGUGUGAUCAUGAUCCCCAUGUUAUUGCUGCUGUAGCGAAGCUCUUUUGGCAUGACAGAAAGGUGGAUAAAGCGAGGACGUGGCUUAACAGGGCAGUGACACUUGCUCCAGAUAUUGGGGAUUUCUGGGCUUUAUAUUACAAAUUUGAACUUCAACACGGGACAGAGGAGAGCCAGAAGGAUGUUUUGGCAAGAUGUAUUGCUGCAGAGCCGAAGCAUGGUGAGAGGUGGCAAGCUAUUUCUAAGGCUGUGGAGAACUCUCACCAACCUUGUGAAGCCAUCUUGAAAAAAUUAGUUGUUGCACUUGGAAAGGAGGAGAGUGCUGCCGAAAAUAGUAAACAAUAGUUAUUCGUGCUAGCAGAAACCCUUUUCUGACAUUGUAAUACCAGCGGCAUGUUUCCAUUAUAAACUUUGCUUUUGUAGGCAUUACUUUCUUUGUGAUAUCUUGAACAUAGAUUAUAUACAUACUGAAGCAUUUCUUUCUUUUAUUUACUUAA
Messenger RNA from Carica papaya (papaya), 3309 nucleotides. RefSeq names its product pre-mRNA splicing factor-like protein. Gene Ontology annotation, molecular function: protein binding. Gene Ontology annotation, cellular component: catalytic step 2 spliceosome; U4/U6 x U5 tri-snRNP complex. The record is from RefSeq and is a predicted model, not a curated record. Gene Ontology annotation, biological process: mRNA splicing, via spliceosome; positive regulation of primary miRNA processing; gene silencing by siRNA-directed DNA methylation. Lineage: Eukaryota; Viridiplantae; Streptophyta; Magnoliopsida; Brassicales; Caricaceae.